UUUCUCAUUUCAGAUUUUCGGAGGUCCCGAGUUCGAAACCUCCUUCUCACAAGAUCCCUAAUUUUUUUUUCUCGUUUCCGAUUCCCUCGCCAGCCACUGCCAUGGAUUCAGGCUCUCAGGUUCCCGUAAAGUCCAAGCGGAGGUUUCAACCAAGAGCUCCGACGCCUUCUCUCCGGCCGAUCCCUCCUAUCUCCAAAACUGAAGCUGCUGAGGCCGAGGAAGAGAAUAAAAAGGCAGCACGACAGAUCGCUAAACGUAUCGGCAUUGGCCAGAGGAGACCUAAAACUGAACCAAAAGCAUCUUCGGUUGAGGUUGCAUUCCAACCAAACUUUUCGUCACUUGCAAUAAAGUCGUUUGGGGUUCCUAAAGAAGAUGAUAAGCAAAGUUCUGAUGUGAAUCCCUCUUCUUCUGCUACAACUGUUUCUUCUGCUGCUAUUCUUCCUGUUGUUUCUUCUCCUCCUGCUCGAAAAGAUGUAGAAGAGAUUCAUACUUGUGUUACCAGAAUCGAGCAGGACUACGUUGAACCUUGGGAUCAAAACUCUUACUAUCCUACUGUUCUUCCUUUGAGAAAACCUAACUCUGGUGAUCCAGAACUUCUUGACCAGGAGGAGUUCGGGAACGUGGCUAAACACCUUCAUUAUGAUGAGAACAGCAUCAACUCAGCAGAAGAACUCGGUCUAACAUCGGGACAACACUGCAAAAAACAGAUGCUUUUCUUUAAGAUCCCGGACUGUCUCCCUGUAACGAAGCAACCGACCGCCAAGAGAUCUGUAUCAGAGAGAAGCAGCCCUUUUGAAUGUUUACCAGAGGGGUUCAUGGGCAAAAUGCUAGUUUACAAGAGCGGUACUGUCAAGUUGAAACUUGGAGAUGUCCUCUAUGAUGUGUCGCCAGGUCCGAAUACAGUAUUUCAUAAUGAUGUGGCAGCGAUCAACGGCAAAGAGAGGAACUGCUGUCGCAUUGGUUCUUCAGCGAAGUUUGCGACUGUUACUCCCGAUGUUGAGUCUCUUUUGAACUCUGACCCAGACAUGCAAAUACACAAGUGAAUGGCUGUUCUACUCGCAGUGGGUCUUGUUCGUAAAAUAUGUGAAGAGAGUAGUAAGUAGUAUUGUCCACUUAGAUUGUUUUAACUACAAACCAGUCGUGAUCGUAGAACCUCUUCUUUAUGUCUUCUUGUGUUGUAAAAGAUCCAAUGGUAUUGGGGAGUGAAAGCAAACAUUCUUAACAA
This is a messenger RNA of Brassica oleracea var. oleracea, 1225 nucleotides long. RefSeq lists its product as uncharacterized. Lineage: Eukaryota; Viridiplantae; Streptophyta; Magnoliopsida; Brassicales; Brassicaceae. The coding region runs from base 102 to 1043 and encodes 313 amino acids. Gene Ontology annotation, molecular function: DNA binding. Gene Ontology annotation, biological process: transcription by RNA polymerase III. The record is from RefSeq and is a predicted model, not a curated record. Gene Ontology annotation, cellular component: RNA polymerase III complex. The transcript has 9 exons.